Effrenium voratum is the source of this 1827-nucleotide messenger RNA. The record is from the annotation of a GenBank genome assembly. Lineage: Eukaryota; Dinophyceae; Suessiales; Symbiodiniaceae.
CCUGGCUCGUUGGGUCUCUUUCUGCUUGCGCCGUGGCGCCAUGCUGUCCGUGCCGCUGGCGCCCUGGGGCCCGGCGUCGCCGGAGUCGCCACAGCCGCGCACCCCGGGGCCGGUGCAGGCAACACGGCGAAGCCUCGAUGCACCCAAGAGCAUGCUGAGUCCCCCAGCGCGGGAUGCAGAAGGCUCCAUGGAGUAUUUGUGCCAGAAGUAUGAGGCACUGUCGCGGCAGCUGGGGGAGGCGCAGCGCUGCCGCGAGGCUGCGGAGCUGCGGCGGCGGCGCUUGGGGGAGGAGCUGUCGGAGAGCUCCCGGAAGCGCGGCGAGGAGGCGCUGGUUUCGGAGCUGACGGCGCGGCAGGCCUCGCUGGCGAGCCUGCGGGAGGCGGCCAGCCAGGCGAGCCAAGUGGCCCAGCGCCAAGCUGGGCGAUUGCGGCAGGAACAAGCUGCCGGCGCCUCUGCAGAGCAGCGCUGUGCCCAGCUGGCCGAGGACUGCAAGCAGAGCGGCGCGCGCUACGAGCAGCUGGUGCAGCAGCUCGCGGUGCAGGACCGCGAGGUGGCGCGGCUCCGCUUCGAGGCGGGCAGCGCGGCACGGCGGCUGCGCCAGACGCAGGCUGAUGCGCAGGUUGUGAAGGAGGACCUUCGGAUCGAAACGCAGCGCCAGUUGCUGGCACAGAACGAGCUGCAGAGCCUGGAGCAAGCAUUGCAGGCGGCCUCCAGGGACUUCUGGCUCGCCGAGCAGGAGGCUGAGCGCUUGCGGCGCGUGCUUGGCGACAGGAAGCAAGACAUCCUUGAGGCAGACGCUCAGAUCCAAGGUGUCCGCGAAUCUAUCAAGGAAAUUCAGGAGGAGCGGCUUCGCUCUGCGCGAGGCACGGCAAAGGCCGAGGAAGAUUGCAAGAGAUUGGAGGAUCGCAUGAGGAUGCUGCAGCAGGAAAUCUGCGCGGCGAAGGAUGCGAGCGAGCGGUGCCUCGUGGAGACCAAGGCGCAGGCCCAGGCCUCCGAGACGCUGCGAGGAAGUCUACUGGCGAUGGAGAUGCAGCGAGUGGCUUUUACUGGUGAAGUCGAGACAGCGCGGCGUCGAAUCGCCGAGGUGGAGGCUGCUAUUGUGGAGUGCAAAGAUCAUUCCAUCCAGGCCUUCAAGGAGAAGGACAACUUGUUAAUGAGGGUGAAGGAGCAGAAAGCCGAGGAGCAGCAGCUGGGCGCCUACUGCGGUGCCCUGCGCCGCGCCAGGCACGCGGAGGAGCUGGCCAUGGAGGAUCUGCAAACGGAGCUGCAGAUGGCCUUCCGUCGCAGGGAGGCGCUGAUGGAGGAUAUCGCGGUGAGCAACAAGGCGAUCACAGCCUGCUCUACGCAGCUACAUCAGCUCCGACCGGAGAUUGAAGAGGCGGAUCAGAGGAGUGGGCGUUUGGAGAUGAGCCUUGCUCAGAAGUCGAAGGACCUCGAGGACGAGCUCUGGCGAGAAAGGACACUGCGCCAGGACCUGAAGCUGGCAGGUCACCCGGCGAGCCCGGCGGCCGUGAGCCCGCUGCGCCGCCCUUCUCCGGAGAAGGCGGCGCCGAGCCCGGCGCCGAGUCCUUGGCGGUCCGGGCGCAGCCCCAGCCCUCCGGCACCUGCUUCUCAAGACCGCGUGCGGGCGCUGGCCGCCCCAUUGUCGGCGCCCGGCGCGGUCCCGCCGCGCCGCGCGCUGCGGUGAGGCGGUGAGGCGGUUGGGCCUGAGUUUUAAUAGGGGACCCGAAGUGGAGAACAUGGUGAGGUUCAUGUCCACCAACCACUUUGGAGGUUCCCCAUUGAAAUUCAAAGCAGAGAUGGCCGGGAAGAGGUCAAAAAAGCCGG